UACGCUGCGGAGUCAGCGCAGGGGGGUUUCGAGAAUACGCAGGGCGGGAGCCGCAGCCUAAGCGCCACUGCCGCCUCGGAGGGAGAGAUAGAGGGAGGGAGGGGGGUAUUUCGCUCCUGAAGGGGAGGAACGCCGCCAGUAACCGCCGCCUCCGCCAUCGCCAUGGUAGCUCAACAGAAGAAUCUUGAGGGAUAUGUGGGGUUCGCAAAUCUCCCCAAUCAAGUUUAUAGGAAGUCUGUGAAGAGAGGGUUUGAAUUCACACUCAUGGUAGUAGGUGAAUCUGGAUUGGGGAAAUCAACAUUAAUCAACUCAUUGUUCCUGACAGACCUGUAUUCUCCAGAAUAUCCAGGACCUUCACAUAGAAUUAAGAAGACUGUACAGGUUGAACAGUCUAAAGUUUUAAUUAAAGAAGGUGGUGUCCAGCUGCUACUAACAAUAGUUGACACACCAGGAUUUGGCGAUGCAGUGGAUAAUAGCAAUUGCUGGCAACCAGUUAUUGACUACAUUGACAGUAAAUUUGAAGAUUACCUCAAUGCAGAAUCACGUGUGAACAGACGUCAGAUGCCAGACAACAGGGUGCAGUGUUGCCUAUACUUCAUUGCUCCUUCAGGACAUGGGCUUAAGCCUUUGGAUAUUGAAUUCAUGAAACGCCUGCAUGAAAAGGUGAAUAUUAUUCCACUUAUUGCCAAAGCAGACACGCUUACACCUGAAGAAUGCCAACAGUUUAAAAAACAGAUAAUGAAAGAAAUCCAAGAGCAUAAGAUUAAAAUAUAUGAAUUCCCAGAGACAGAUGAUGAAGAAGAAAAUAAGCUUGUUAAAAAGAUAAAGGACCGUUUACCUCUUGCUGUAGUAGGUAGCAAUACUAUCAUCGAAGUCAAUGGUAAGAGAGUUAGAGGAAGGCAAUAUCCUUGGGGUGUUGCAGAAGUUGAAAAUGGUGAACAUUGUGACUUCACAAUUCUAAGGAACAUGUUAAUAAGAACCCAUAUGCAAGAUCUGAAAGAUGUCACUAAUAAUGUCCAUUAUGAGAACUACAGAAGCAGAAAAUUGGCAGCUGUUACAUACAACGGAGUUGACAACAACAAAAACAAAGGGCAGUUAACAAAAUUUGACACAGUUGAAGGCAUGAGUCCUCUGGCACAGAUGGAAGAAGAAAGGCGAGAGCAUGUGGCAAAAAUGAAAAAAAUGGAGAUGGAAAUGGAGCAAGUCUUUGAAAUGAAAGUCAAAGAAAAAGUUCAAAAACUGAAGGAUUCUGAAGCUGAGCUCCAGCGACGUCAUGAGCAAAUGAAGAAGAACCUGGAAGCACAGCACAAAGAAUUGGAGGAAAAACGCCGCCAAUUUGAGGAUGAAAAGGCAAACUGGGAAGCUCAGCAACGUAUUUUGGAGCAACAGAAUUCAUCGCGAACUUUGGAAAAGAACAAAAAGAAAGGGAAGAUAUUUUAAGUAUAUUUACUGACCACCAGUUAUGUUUAAGUUGCCAAUAUUCCAGUCUGGACAUCAGUGUGUGUUGGAUCUGUUUGACCAAUCUUGCACCAGUUGUAUCCAUAUCUGUGGAUUUAACAGCAUGACAAAUUUUUUUUGUUAAUAUUGAUGGCACUUGAGAUGCCUUGAAUUGUUUAAGGUAUUGUAUACUUAGAGGGGGGAAAACUACUCUCAAGUACCCUUUUUUU
This is a messenger RNA of Sceloporus undulatus (fence lizard), 1667 nucleotides long. It is a transcript of the gene SEPTIN7, whose product is annotated as septin 7. The transcript has 15 exons. Gene Ontology annotation, biological process: cilium assembly; cytoskeleton-dependent cytokinesis. NCBI's taxonomy places the organism in Eukaryota, Metazoa, Chordata, Lepidosauria, Squamata, Phrynosomatidae. The record is from RefSeq and is a predicted model, not a curated record. Gene Ontology annotation, cellular component: septin ring; microtubule cytoskeleton; cell division site. Bases 163 to 1440 code for a protein of 425 amino acids. Gene Ontology annotation, molecular function: GTP binding; molecular adaptor activity; GTPase activity.